CGAUUUAUUACCAGAAACAACUAGUUUGUUUAUGGAACCAGGUGCACCGCAGUUUUUCCAAAACUCUCCAAAAGUUAAAUUGACUGACGCUCUAAAAAAUUAUUCAACAAUAAUUAAAUCAACAUGAACAACGACGUUGUUACUGCUGUUGAAAAACUCGAUAUUAAAAAAAAUGAUAAGGCCAAGAUGAAGGGUAAAGAUAAAAAAGGAGCUGUUGAUAAAAAUGCAGUUGCUGAAAUGAAACCAUGGCCUGCAUUUAUUCAGGAAAGAAUUGCACUCUGGGAUAAAUUGAAAGCUGAGUAUGAUGCAACUGUUGCAGCAAAAGUGCCAGAAGAUAUAACAGUAACUUUACCAGAUGGAAAAGAAAUUCCAGCUCAAUCAUGGCGUUCAACACCAUAUGAUAUUGCAAAAGGAAUUAGUCAAGGUCUUGCUGAUAAUACAAUUGUUGCUAAAGUAAAUAAUGAAUUAUGGGAUCUUGAUCGUCCACUUGAAACAAAUUGUAAACUUGAAUUAAUGAAAUUUGAUAGUCAUGAUGGUCAACAAGUAUUUUGGCAUUCAAGUGCUCAUAUACUUGGUGAAGCAAUGGAACGUGUUUAUGGUGGUUGUUUAUGUUAUGGACCACCAAUUGAUAAUGGUUUUUAUUAUGAUAUGUUUGUUGGUGGUGAACGUGGUAUUGGACAAACUGAUUUUCCAUGUCUUGAAACAUUAUAUAAAACAAUUGUCAAAGAAAAACAACCAUUUGAACGUUUAGAAAUGAAAAAAGAUGAUUUAUUAGAAAUGUUUAAAUAUAAUGAAUUUAAAAUACGUAUAUUAAAUGAAAAAGUACAUACACCAACAACAACUGUUUAUCGUUGUGGACCACUUAUUGAUUUAUGUCGUGGUCCACAUAUACGUCAUACUGGUAAAGUUAAAGCAAUUAAAGUUACAAAAAGUUCAUCAACAUAUUGGGAAGGUAAAGCUGAUGCUGAAAGUUUACAACGUAUUUAUGGAAUUAGUUUUCCUGAUACAAAACAGCUAAAAGAAUGGGAAAAAUUCCAAGAAGAAGCUGCUAAACGUGAUCAUAGAAAAAUUGGACGUGAACAAGAAUUAUUUUUCUUUCAUGAAUUAUCACCUGGUUCAUGUUUUUUCCAACCACGUGGUGCACAUAUUUAUAAUACACUUAUUGAAUUUAUACGUGAUGAAUAUAAAAAACGUGGUUUUCAAGAAGUUGUUACACCAAAUAUAUAUAAUAGUAAAUUAUGGCAAACAUCUGGACAUUGGCAACAUUAUGCUGAUAAUAUGUUUUCAUUUGAUGUUGAAAAAGAAAAAUUUGCAUUAAAACCAAUGAAUUGUCCUGGUCAUUGUAUGAUAUUUGAUAAUCGUAUACGUUCAUGGAGAGAAUUACCAUUGAGAAUGGCUGAUUUUGGUGUUUUACAUCGUAAUGAAUUAUCUGGUGCAUUAACUGGUUUAACAAGAGUAAGAAGAUUUCAACAAGAUGAUGCACAUAUAUUUUGUUCACCUGAACAUAUUAAAAGUGAAAUGAUUGGUGCGUUGGAAUUUUUAAGACAUGUUUAUACUGUAUUUGGUUUUACAUUUAAUCUAUGUUUAUCAACAAGACCAGAAAAAUAUCUUGGUGAUAUUGAAGUAUGGAAUCAAGCUGAAAAAGCACUUGAAGAUAGUUUAAAUGCAUUUGGUGAACCAUGGUCAAUAAAUCCACAGGAUGGUGCAUUUUAUGGACCAAAAAUUGAUAUUACAAUAAUGGAUGCAUUAAAAAGAGCACAUCAAUGUGCAACAAUACAACUUGAUUUUCAAUUACCAAUUAGAUUUGAUUUAUCAUAUAUUAAUGAACAAGGUGAAAAAUCAAGACCAGUUAUUAUUCAUCGUGCUAUACUUGGUUCAGUUGAACGUAUGAUUGCAAUAUUAACUGAAUCAUAUGCUGGUAAAUGGCCAUUUUGGUUAUCACCAAGACAAGUUAUGGUUAUACCAGUUGGUCCAUCACUUGAUGAUUAUGCAUCUCAAGUUAAAGAUACAUUAUGGAAUUCUGGUUUUAUGGCUGAAGUUGAUAUUGAUCAUAGUGAUACAUUAAAUAAAAAAAUACGUAAUGCACAACUUGCACAAUUUAAUUUUAUUCUUGUUGUUGGAGAAAAAGAAAAAAGUGCUGGUACUGUUAAUGUACGUACAAGAGAUAAUAUUGUUCAUGGUGAACAUCCUACUGAUCAACUUGUUGAAAAAUUCAAAAAAUUCCAGACUACAAAAGAUCGUAAUUGUGAAGAAAAUUUUUAAUUUCUUUUGACUUUAAUUAUUUAAAAAAUUCAUUGCAUUUCUAGGUAAUUUAUUUAUUUACCAUGCAUUUUUUUUUUUUUAUUUUUUUUUUUUCGACACCUAUAAAGCUUGAUUAAAUAUUUUUGCAAUUUGUAAACAAUAUUUCUAUAUAAAAUGUACCAAUCAUUUGAUUUUCAAUAAAAAAAAAAAAUUACUAAAAAUAAACA
Molecule: messenger RNA, 2468 nt
Organism: Aphidius gifuensis
Lineage: Eukaryota; Metazoa; Arthropoda; Insecta; Hymenoptera; Braconidae
Gene: ThrRS
Product: threonine--tRNA ligase 1, cytoplasmic
Exons: 3
Coding region: 124-2262 (712 amino acids)
Biological process (GO): threonyl-tRNA aminoacylation
Cellular component (GO): cytoplasm
Molecular function (GO): ATP binding; threonine-tRNA ligase activity
Source: RefSeq, a predicted model, not a curated record